Messenger RNA from Salmo salar (Atlantic salmon), 1549 nucleotides. The record is from RefSeq and is a predicted model, not a curated record. Lineage: Eukaryota; Metazoa; Chordata; Actinopteri; Salmoniformes; Salmonidae.
AUCUGCCGUCUGCCAAAUCACUGAUGCCAACUACCUCUCCAGAGCAGAGUCAAUCAGCACCGUAGAACUGCAGAGCAGAGAACACCGUGCUCUUCAACACUACACCCCCUGCUCCUCAACACUACACCCCCUGCUACUCAAUACUACACCCCCUGCUCCUCAACACUACAACCCCUGCUCCUCAACACUACACCCCCUGCUCCUCAACACUACACCCCCUGCUCCUCAACACUACACCUCCUGCUCCUCAACACCACCCCCUGCUCCUCAACACCACCCCCUGCUCCUCAACACCACCCCCUGCUCCUCAACACCACACCCCCUGCUCCUCAACACCACACCCCCUGCUCCUCAACACCACCCCCUGCUCCUCAACACUACACCCCUGCUCCUCAACACUACACCCCCUGCUCCUCAACACUACACCCCCUGCUCCUCAACACCACCCCCUGCUCCUCAACACCACCCCCUGCUCCUCAAUACCACACCCUGCUCCUCAACACCACCCCCUCCUCCUCAACACCACCCCCUGCUCCUCAACACCUCAACACCACCCCCUGCUCCUCAACACCACACCCCUGCUCCUCAACACCACCCCCUGCUCCUCAACACUACACCCCCUGCUCCUCAACACCACCCCCUGCUCCUCAACACCUCAACACCACAGACCCUGCUCCUCAACACCACAGACCCUGCUCCUAAAUACCACCCCCUGCUCCUCAACACCACCCCCUGCUCCUCAAUACCACCCCCUGCUCCUCAAUACCACCCCUGCUCCUCAAUACCACCCCCUGCUCCUCAACACUACACCCCCUGCUCCUCAACACUACACCCCCUGCUCCUCAACACUACACCCCCUGCUCCUCAACACUACACACCCUGCUCCUCAAUACCACACCCUGCUCCUCAAUACCACACCCUGCUCCUCAACACAACACCCUCCUCCUCAACACCACCCCCUGCUCCUCAACACCUCAACAUCACCCCCUGCUCCUCAACACCACACCCCCUGCUCCUCAACACCACCCCCUGCUCCUCAACACCUUCCCCUGCUCCUAAACACCUCAACACCACCCCCUGUGCCUCAAUACCACCCCCUGCUCCUCAACACCACACCCCUGCUCCUCAACACCACCCCCUGCUCCUCAACACUACACCCCCUGCUCCUCAACACCACCCCCUGCUCCUCAACACCUCAACACCACAGACCCUGCUCCUCAACACCAAAGACCCUGCUCCUAAAUACCACCCCCUGCUCCUCAACACCACCCCCUGCUCCUCAACACCACCCCCUGCUCAUCAACACCACCCCCUGCUCCUCAACACCACUCUCUGUUCCUCAACACCACUCUCUGUUCCUCAACACCAUCCCCUGCUCCUCAACACCACCCCUUGCUCCUCAACACUACACCCCCUGCUCCUCAACACCACACCCCCUGCUCCUCAACACCACACCCCCUGCUCCUUAACACCACACCCCCUGCUCCUCAACACCACCCCCUGCUCCUCAACACCACCCCCUGCUCCUCAACACCACAAAAACUCCUGA